Tupaia belangeri chinensis (Chinese tree shrew) is the source of this 3910-nucleotide messenger RNA. It is a transcript of the gene CASS4, whose product is annotated as Cas scaffold protein family member 4. The record is from RefSeq and is a predicted model, not a curated record. Lineage: Eukaryota; Metazoa; Chordata; Mammalia; Scandentia; Tupaiidae. Gene Ontology annotation, biological process: cell migration; cell surface receptor protein tyrosine kinase signaling pathway. Gene Ontology annotation, molecular function: protein binding. The transcript is spliced from 8 exons. Gene Ontology annotation, cellular component: plasma membrane; cytoplasm. The coding region runs from base 704 to 3148 and encodes 814 amino acids.
UGCUCAGCAUGGUCCUCGGUGCCGAGUCAGCAUUCAGAAAACAUUAGUCAGCAAGUAUUGUGUGCAAAGGCCAGGAGGUGGGCAAGGGCUUCAGAGCAGCAGAGCGUGCAACUGAGGGACAGACAGAGCGGGCGCUGUCCUUCAAGGCAUGCCGCCUGCCUUGUUCUGUCCUGGCUGCUGUAAGGCGAGUCUCAGGGAGCACGGAGGAAGAUGUGCUGACCCUCCAAAGUGUGGUCCCAGGGUUUCUCAUCAGGGCAAUGAGCUUGGUCUGUUUGACAGGAGUUACUCCACCGUGUUCAAGGGACAGGGACGCUGUGGGUUCAGACACAGUCUUUUGAAGUAGGAACUUUACCCUGCAAAACAGAAGGGUGCUUUUUCUUCUUCUUCUUUUGUGGUUUCACACAGCAAAUGAGUGACAGCCUCUACUUAUAGACAGAGUGAGGCGUCAGGCACCGAGGAGGGAGUGUGGCCCGUAUUUCUGGUCCCCACCUCCGUCGCCCCUUUCAUUUUACUCUUAUCGUGCUUUCCAGAAAGUUUGCCUACUGGGAGAAUCUGUCUGACACUUUCCCAUGUGUUGUCAGAGGGCUUCAUGGAAUUCAGUUUCCGAGAAGCGGCCAGAAGCAUGCAGUGACAUUGCAUAAUUCACUUCUGAGGCCGGAGAUAGUAGCCGGAGCGCUCCAAGGAGCUGGCUCACAUCGCCAACAUGAAGGGAACGAGCCUCCUGGAUGGCGUGCCCAAGACGCUCCUGGCCAGGGCACUUUAUGACAACCAUCCUGAUUGCUUUGAUGAGCUGGCUUUCUGCAGAGGAGACAUCCUGACUAUUCUAGAGAAGAACGUGCCGGAAAGCGAGGGCUGGUGGAAGUGCCUGCUCCACGGGAGACAGGGCCUGGCCCCUGCAAACCGCCUCCAAGUCCUCUCGGAGGCCCCCACAGAUAACCCCUGCCUCCCAUUCCUCAGAGGCCCAGGAGCUCUCGCCAGCACAGAGGAGACGUAUCAGGUGCCCGCCCCACUCCACUCUCCACCCUCGGGCCCCGUGUAUGAGCAGAUGAAGAGCUGGGUGGAGGGGCCCCCGCCACCCGUGGCCCAAGUCUACGAGUUUCCUGACCUGCCUAUGCCUGCCAGGAUCGUCUGUGAAAAGACUCUCACUAUUCCCAGACAGGCUCUCGUCACACUUUCCAGACCCGCACGGACCUCGCUGCCAACCCUGCCUUCCCAGGUGUAUGAUAUGCCGGCCCAGAGCCGCGUCCCCGCAGCCCUUCAGGAGCCAGAGAAGCAGCAGUUAUACGACGUGCCAGCCAGCUCCCAGAAGGCAGGGCUGCAUCCCGCCGCCAGCCAAGCAAGCGGGCAGAACCUCCCCCCAGCACCGACAUUCGCCCUAAGAAAAGGCAACUGCAACACGCUACCAAAUCCUCAGAAAUCAGAAUGGAUCUACGACACCCCAGUGUCUCUGAGGAAGGCUCACGUCGGAAAUCCCUCUCCAAGUGACUCAGCGGAAGGAUCAGGACCCCAUGCUGUCCCCAGUCCUGUCUCCACUUUCCACAGUCCCCCAAAGAGCAGAGCAGGGUCCCUCACCCCUCAGCUCUAUCACAGUGUGCCCAUGAAGAAAAAAUUCAGUCUUCCGGAAAUCCCUUCUGGUGACUGUCCAGCACCGAGGGAUACAUUCCCUUUGGCUCAAGGUGUCAGCUACAAGGUCCCUUCAAGCUUUCUGAUUCCCCGAGUGGAACAGCAGAACACCACACCCAACAUUUAUGACAUCCCUAAAGCAAGGAUGAGUAUCCCUCAGGCAGAGAAGGAGCUGGAAAAAGUCAGUGUGGCUGCAGAGAAUUGCAAGGGCCCAAAUCCCUCCUGGUUCUCCAGACGGAUGACGCCCCUCUCUCCUGAACCAGACAGGUUGUCGGUUUCCAGCUCUGACAGCCGGGCUAGUGUGCUUUCCUCGUGCUCGUCCACGUCCACUGACUCCUCCUCCAGCUCCUCUCCAGAAGAGUCAGCAAGGGAGUUCUCCGUGGACUUGGACGUAGACUUGGCCAAAGAGACGGUCAUGGCCCUGCAGGACGAGGUGGCCAGUGCCACGGCAAGCCUGAUGCUCUUUGUCAGCAGGAAGUGGAGGUUCCGAGACUAUCUGGAGGCCAACAUUGACUCAAUCCACCGGGCUGCCAACCAACUAGAAGACUCAUUAAGAAAAUUCCUGGAUUUUGCCAGAGGAGUCUGUGAGUCUGCCUGUCACCUCACCAACAGUAACCUUCAGGCCAGAAUCAGGGACCAGCUUCAGACCAUCGCUAACUCCUACCAGAUCCUGCUGGAGACAAAGGCAAGUCUGGAUGGCUGCAAUUGGUCCCUGGAGGUUCUUGUGACCGACAAAGUCCAAAACAACCUGGAUGACCUUGAGCGGUUUGUCAUGGUGGCCCGGAUGGUUCCAGAAGACAUCAAGAGGUUUGCAUCCAUGGUCAUUGCUAAUGGAAGGCUCCUCUUUAAGCAGAACUGUGAAAAGCAAGAGACCACACACUUCAUCCCAAAGGCAGAACUGAAGUGUGAGAAGUAUAUCCAGCUGCCCCGGAGAGAAACCGAACUGCACCAACGGAGUGGUCCUUUUAAUAGGCCGGGGGAAAAUGGACACUCCCCUGAACUAUCAAAGAAACACAGGACAAGUGUCUGUGGGCAGAAGUUGCCUAACCUAAAAGGGAAAGAAAAACCCAACUUGGAGCAAAGGUUAGAGGAAAACAAAGACUUGGACGUGACGAACGCUCUCUCUCUAAAAGCCCAACCCCGGAGCCCACAGAACCCCGAGAAGAAAACCCACCUUUCGGAACACUGCCGGCUCUAUUUUGGGGCGCUCUUCAAAGCCCUCGGGGUAUUUAACAGCAGCCUCAGUAACAGCCAGCCCCCCGAGACCUUCAUCACACAGAGCAAGCUGGUCAUCACGGUGGGGCAGAAGCUGGUGGACGCGCUGUGCAAGGAGACCCAGGAGCGGGACGUGCGUAACGAGAUCCUCCGCAGCAGCAGCGGGCUGUGCGGCCUGCUCAAGGCCCUGGCGCUGGCCACCAAGGACGCGGUGCUCCAGUACCCCAGCCCUGCGGCUCUGGGGCGCCUCCAGGCCCAGGCUGGGAAGCUGGAACAGCACGCACGACAGUUCAGGGCGAUGCUGGAGUGAGGCCUUCCUCCACACCCACAAUCUCUGCAACUCCGCCGUCCGCCGUCCGCAGGGAAGGGUCACCGGGCUACACCAGUGCUGACAUGCAUCCCCAGUGGCUCAGCAGCCCUGGACCUUGACUUACCCCACAGGGGAUCAGGGCAGAGUUGGACGUUAAGGCCGUGGAGACAUUCGGCCUGUCAUGUGGGGUGUGCAGGGUCAGCGUUUGAAGUGAUGCUGCAGAAAUCAUUUUUUGUAUUUGUUACAUGUGUGCAUGUUUUCAAUUUAUUCAUUCAACACUUAUUUAUUGGGCACCUACUAUAUGCCAAGUCCUGGGUGCCAGAGCCAUAGGGUGUACGAGAGGCCCUGCCCUCACAGAGUUUCCCAGCUGGAGGGCGGCAGGGGAAAGGAUGGAGAAAUACACAUGCGACGUGUCAGGUGCUAGACGGGGAGGGGCGGGGCUUACGUUCAGGUUUCCUGGGAUCCACUAGGAAGUGUAGAAAAUUAUUUUCAUUUUGAGUUGAAUUAGUUCUGUGAGAUUGAUACAAAUGAUAUAUCUGUGUCUUAUGCCAAAUUUUUUUUUUUGCUGUUAUCUUAACCUAGUUAAAGACCCACGUUGUGACAUAACAGGUCUGUCGAGUCCCUAUUAACUCAUUUUGUACAGCAUGGGCUCUGCAGGGUAAAUUCCAUGCUCAAUCAGCAAAGGUUCGUAUUUCAACAGUCUCAAAUCUAUUACAAUGUAUACUGUUAUUUAAAUACACUCAUGAAAUAAACAUUAUUUGC